This is a messenger RNA of Solea senegalensis (Senegalese sole), 2315 nucleotides long. It is a transcript of the gene aldh9a1b, whose product is annotated as aldehyde dehydrogenase 9 family, member A1b. Bases 98 to 1672 code for a protein of 524 amino acids. Lineage: Eukaryota; Metazoa; Chordata; Actinopteri; Pleuronectiformes; Soleidae. The record is from RefSeq and is a predicted model, not a curated record. The transcript has 12 exons. Gene Ontology annotation, molecular function: aminobutyraldehyde dehydrogenase (NAD+) activity; 4-trimethylammoniobutyraldehyde dehydrogenase (NAD+) activity.
CAAUGACAUGUUACGCUUUGACGGCUACCACUGUGGAUAGUUUAGCCCCACCUCCUAUCGGAACCGCAGCAAAAAUAAAGAGAAGACCACUGUGGCUAUGUUAAGGACGCUGACUGUGUCACUGCUGCGGCCCCUCGGGCGGCCCUCUGCUGCUGCCCCUCGUGUUUCAGCUACGGGGACACGAUGCGCCUCUUCGGGCUCCGUGAACGUGUCAGUCCCGCUGAACUUUUGGGCUGGAAAGAGAAGAACGAGUCACGAGAAGCACACACAGGAAAACGUUUAUGAACCAGCUACAGGACAAGUCUUGUGCCUUUUGGAGUCAUGUGGUGCUGUUGAUGUCGAUCAGGCUGUGAAUGCUGCAAAGUCAGCUUUUGGCCACUGGAGCAAAAUGUCUGGGAUGGAGAGGGCGAGAAUCAUGAUAGAAGCAGCUCACAUCAUUGAGAGCAGGAGAGAGGAGAUAGCUGAAAUAGAGGUGGUUAACAAUGGGAAGUCCAUCACAGAGGCUCGUCUGGAUGUGGACUCUGGCAGACUGUGUAUAGAGUACUAUGCAGGGCUGGCUUGCACCCUGGCAGGUCAGCAUGUACAGUUGCCUGGAGGAUCUUUUGCCUACACUCGCAGGGAGCCUCUGGGAGUCUGUGCUGGCAUUGGUGCUUGGAAUUAUCCUUUUCAGAUUGCUGCCUGGAAAUCAGCUCCAGCCCUCGCCUGUGGGAACUCCAUGGUGUUCAAGCCAUCACCGGUGACACCUGUGACGGCGGUCAUGCUGGCAGAGAUCUACGCUAAGGCCGGAGCUCCAGAGGGACUGUUCAACGUAGUGCAGGGCAGCCAGGACACUGGGACUUUACUCUGCCAUCACCCUGAUGUGGCAAAGGUCUCUUUCACCGGGAGUGUCCCUACAGGCAAGAAGAUUAUGGAAAUGGCAUCUAAGGGGGUGAAACCAGUGACUUUGGAGCUUGGGGGGAAAUCUCCUCUGCUCAUAUUCGAGGACAGUGAUUUGGAGAAUGCUGUAAGAGGAGCUCUCAUGGCUAAUUUUCUGUCUCAAGGCCAGGUCUGUAGCAAUGGCACAAGGGUCUUUGUUCAGAAGGAUAUUCUGCCUGAGUUUGUGGAGGAGGUGGUGAAGAGGACGCAGGCGAUAGAAAUCGGAGACCCAUUAUUAGAUAGCACAAGAAUGGGAGCGCUGGUCAGCCAGCCACAUCUGGAAAAAGUUCUCUCCUUUGUGGACCAGGCAAAGAAAGAGGGAGCCACAGUGUUGUGUGGAGGUGAACCUUUUGUCCCUUCUGACCCCAAACUCAAAGAUGGAUACUUCAUGACUCCAUGUGUGUUGGGUGACUGCACAGAUGAGAUGACCUGUGUGAAGGAGGAGAUCUUUGGUCCAGUCAUGUCUGUGUUGUCCUUUGAAACGGAGGAGGAAGUGCUACAGAGAGCCAAUAACACAACCAUGGGUCUGGCUGCAGGAGUUUUCACCAGGGAUGUGAGACGAGCCCAUCGUGUGGUCGAACACCUUAAGGCUGGUUCCUGUUUCAUCAACAACUACAACAUCACUCCAGUUGAGGUGCCAUUUGGAGGCUUCAAAAUGUCAGGCAUAGGGCGGGAGAAUGGCCAGGUGACCAUUGAGUACUACACCCAGCUGAAGACUGUGUUUGUGGAGAUGGGCGAUGUAGACAGUCUCUUCUAGAAAACACACACAGAGAGAAUGAUGAAGCAGCAACUGAGCCAUAGACUGAAGCACUAGCAGAUGAUUUGUACCAGGACAUCUUCUCCACUCAGGGAAAACACCACCAGUGUUCAGAGGUGAAGAGACACAGGUCUGGAUCAAUGAGGCUCAUGUAGUCCAUCCUGGUGUGAGACACGUUUUUCAAUAUUUUGUGAACUGACUUAAAAUGUAACUUUGUUGUGGUAACUACCAAAAUGCAAAUAAAAAACUUUUGUAUCUGAAAAAAAAAAAAAUGUGAUCGCUUACAGGUACCUCUACCUAUAAAUUGCACUUUGUGUUGAUCAAUCACAUUUCAAUAAUUCUACUUAUUUUACAUAAUUUGCAACCGAAGAGUUAACAAUAACAUUUUAUUUCUUAGGCAAUACACAACAGUAUAUUAUGAACACAGACAGUGCUAAAAAAAUAAAGCCCUUUUGAACACUGUGUUGUCUGGUUUGUACAUUUCAUUGAAACACUUUACACCACAGCUUUGUGUACAUGUGAACAGUGAAAACAUUUUGUCUUUGUAAGUAAAUUACUAAAGGAACUUCUUAAACACAUUUGCUUAUGUGUGACAUGAACAUUGUAUAUUUUACAAUAAAAUGGCAACAUGUGUACAAACUGA